Molecule: messenger RNA, 4240 nt
Organism: Cyprinus carpio (common carp)
Lineage: Eukaryota; Metazoa; Chordata; Actinopteri; Cypriniformes; Cyprinidae
Product: leucine-rich repeat, immunoglobulin-like domain and transmembrane domain-containing protein 2
Molecular function (GO): protein binding
Source: RefSeq, a predicted model, not a curated record
GUUGAGCAUUAAAUUUUGGAAUAGAAAGACAAAAAUAGUAUUUUCUCGUAGGACACACUCUGAUGAUCUUUAUUUACAACUUUAAAAAUGAUUUUUUAUAGUGUAUGCACCAACACCGUCAUCAUUGUGUAUGUGACAUUAUUUAUGGUAACAUGUGAAACUUGUGCCACCUGAACCAUUCAGAAAUUUUGUGUCCCAGGUUGCUUAGUAGUACCUAUUUAUCCUUCAAAAUAAAUUUGUAUAUAUAUUUUUAAAAAGUGUUACAUUUACUUUCUUUCUUUUUUUACAACAAUAGUAGGUCAAACCUACAAUUAAGUUCCAAUCAGUCUCUCACACGGUACGUCAAGGAUUACUGAUAAUAGGCUUUGCUCUACUGAACCUGCAGUCAUGUCAUGCGCAGACACGGAGUGGAUGUAAUGUUUAUAGGAGACUAUGGAUGUCUCAAUUAUAUUUCGUUUCAUUGUUUUCUGUCUUUUAUUAAGUCAUAUCAGCUCAGAGUGUUUUCCAGGAUGCUCCUGUGGCACUGACCGUUAUGGGAGGUCACUCACGUGUAUGGAGGCGCCAUUAUCCGGCAUUCCUGAGGAUAUACCGGCAGAUUUGACCAAAAUCCGAAUAGAGAAAUCCCAGUUAAGUGAGCUACCAAAGGCAGCGUUUUCCCAUGUUAGGUUACUAAAGCAUCUCUGGCUGAACUUCAAUGACAUCGCCAUCAUAAAUAUCAAAAGCCUGGAAGGUUUGGGCAACUUGACGGAGCUCAGGUUGCAGGGUAAUAAACUGCGUUCAGUACCAUGGACAGCGUUUGAGGAAACACCCAACCUCAAGAUCCUGGACCUGAAGCACAACCGCAUCGACGCCCUCCCGGAACACGCGCUAAAGUUUCUACCAGGCCUGACCUAUUUGGAUCUGUCCUCUAAUCAACUCUCAGUAAUUUCUAAAGACGUCUUCCUCAACUGGCCUCUCUAUCACACAGAAAACAAGCAUGAACAACCUACAGUGUCCAACGUUGUUCUGGCGCUUCACGAAAACCCGUGGCUGUGCGACUGUCGCCUGGGAGGCUUCAUUGAGUUCAUCAAAUCGCUGAGUCCACCGUUCAUUCUAAUGAACUCAUAUUUGACAUGCUCUGGCCCCGAUUUCAAGGCAGGAAAAUUUUUUCAUGAGGUCGAUCUAAAGACGUGUGUGAAGCCAGUGGUCAGCGCCCCAGACACUAACAUUACCGUGCCGUUAGGCGGGAACAUCACGUUAACAUGCUUUGCCACGGCCAGACCUGAACCUGCUGUUCGGUGGAUAUAUGGUCUUAAGAUACUAAGAGGAUUUCGUGAGAUUCAGAGCCAUGUGGAUGAAGACACUAUCAGGUCUCAGCUGAUCAUUCCUUCGGUCCAUCUGGCCGAUCGAGGGCUCUACACCUGCACUGCCAACAAUUUCAUCGGUAAUUCCUCCAUCAGCAUUUUACUGGAAGUGAAGUCUCUGGAAGGCUUGGUGUCUCAUUCCUCAGGCUUCCCUGCUGCUAUUGCUGAGGAAAAUGUUUACAUUGAUAUCCGUAUUGCCAAGCAAACAGUCUAUGGCAUCACAAUUGAGUGGCAUGCUGUGACAGACAAUCCAACUGAAACCUGGUUCACCAUCCAUUUUGGCCACUAUGACACACUUAAGAAGGAGCAGAUAUACAUUGGGCCAGGUAUUAACACAUACUCUGUCACAGACCUGCUACCAGUCACUAAAUAUGAAAUCUGUGUUACUCUAAAAAAACAGGCACCUCGGAAUGGCCAGUGCAUUGUAUUUGUGACAGGCAGUGAUUUCAAUGAGAUGGAACAUAGAGAGAAGCUCAUUCAUAUUGUCGUCAUUGUACUUGCCAUGGUGCUGGCUGUGCCUGUGGGAAUGUAUGCCUGCACCACCGAUGCCAAGUUCAACUGCUUUGAGCGUUGCACAGAGAUUUGGAGAAACAGGAAACAUUCUGAACGCUCUCACACGUCUGACGAGAGGCAGGGCACGUUUGACAGUCUCCAAACUGCCAGUGAUGAGGGCCUCUGCAAAGAGUCCAGCAAAGAGCGGAAGGCCAGACGAAGGUCUGCUGAGAAGAUACAGAAAACAAAGAAUGAACGAAGACCAACAGUUGAGCUUUACUGACAACACACACUCAAAGAUAGCUAUAGACUCAUUAAUACCCAUGAAAGGAUUAAGACAAGCCUCCAUUUUAAUUACACUGUGACAUUUAUCCAGCUAUAGUGGAGAUCUGAGUAAAGUUAAUAUGCUUUUUAUAGAUGCCACAAUCUUCAGAAGAGAGUCUCAACUGCUAUUGAACUGAUGGAUCCGCUGCUACUGGACAGGAUUUUCCAAACAAACUGGUAAAAACCAAAGGAAACCUUUAAAUAAAAGCAAAGAACAUUACUAUACAAGGGACCAAAUGCACUUUGACAACUAGUGGCAAUUACUAGUGUUCAAAGCAUAGAAACUACUGUAUAUGUAUUUUUUUUCAGUAUAUUAUGUGUGGUUGAGGAUAUUUCUAAUCUUUACUAUGAAAUAUUUUAGGUUGAGUUUUAUAUAACAGCUUUAUUUUAAUGCACAAGAUACAAACACAGGGGUAUAAAAGCAGAUUAGGAUUUUUUUAUGCCUGUUUCAUAUCAUGUCAAUGCAACAGUGGACCCAAUACUUAUCUUUUAAAGUAGACACGUGCGUCAGCUGGCAAACACUUUGACAAACAAAGGAAAAUGCCACAUACAGACAAUGAAACCUGAACAAUGAAUGACAUGAGACUGAAAUACACUGACCUCUGAAGGAAUUGAAACUGAUCUUUAUUUGAACUCUAAAUUGCUGUUUUGGGGAAUGAAUGUUAUAAAUAUUGUUUUAUAAAAUGUGUUUACCUCUAAAUAUAUAUUUUGUUCCUUUUUUAAAAACGAGUUAGGUGCCAUUCGUCUGUCAGUAAAUGUAUAAAUUACAAUGGAAAUGUAUUUCUGAACUUGUUUCUGUAGUUGAUUUUGAAAAAUGUAUAUUAAUGUAUAUAAAAAAUAGAUGUAUGAUAGAUUGUGGACAGUACAAUCCAGGGCUUUAAAAUUCUGCUUUAAAUUUCAUUCUCGAGAUUUAUUUGUGAAGAUGCAUGAAAUAACAAAUAGUGCUUUUCCACCAUCAGACCGAAUGGUUAGCGCUGCUGAGUCAUGCCGUUUUGCACCAAUCCAGGCUUGUUGACUGUUACGCUUUGUUUUUCCAUUGUGGCGCUUCUAAACUAGGUGAUCAGUUGAGUCAUCAGACUCGCUAUGUCAGUAAAGCAGAGCACAGUUCUCUACAUAAUACGUUAUACUUAGAUACCCAUUCUCAGAAAUCUGUACAUGGAACAUUUUGUAAAUGUUCUAAUGUAUAAGCUUUUGGUACUGGAAAAGUGCUUAAUGAGAACAGAGGUGUUUGAGUGUCCUGAUUUUACAUCCAGAUCUUUGUGACCUUAGCCAGAGGGCUCCAAAAUCAACUAGUCAAAAUGUACACUUCUUGGUUUGAAUGUUUUGUUUUUCUUUUAUCCUUAUCCAUCAGUGCACUUUGCAAGUUUGUAAUCCUCUCUAAAAAACCCAGUAAUCCUACUUGCGUCCUACAGGGAAUAAUUCCAUGUCAUUUGUGCUUUUACCCCCAGUGCUACUUUUAUUAUCUGAAAACAGACUUUCCUCAUCACAGCAAUUUUGUCUCAUGUGCAGGGAUGCUUUAAAGAAGAAAGAAUCAUAAACAUUUCCAAAGUUAAAUAGCACACACACUUAAAAAUAUACAGUGCAUGUGUCUUUAAAUGUAUAAACCCAUGUUAAGAGAUUUAGGAAAGCCAGAGAAACACAACUUAUAAUUUGUCUUCUAAAUCUUAAUGUCAUCACCAAAUCUGAACUUGACAUUAAGCUCAAAAGAACAAGCACAUGCUAAAAUAACCAAAUCACAGCUGAACAUGGUAAGUUACUGAAAUUUGAGUUUUCGCAUUACUCAUAAAAAAAAAAAAAAAAAAAAAAAAAAACAUCUGGGAUUUAAAAUCUGUAUUUUAAAUGAUGAGAAAAAAAAGAUUUAGGUCACCAACUGCACCAUCAGCCCAUAUUACCAAAUGUGGCAUUAAAGUAAAAUAUAACACAUUUUCUCAAUCCUAUAUUACUCUUAAGAAAAUGCAACAAACACAAUUCAAAGCAGUUUCAUAUUACAGGACCACCUUAAAAAUGUGCUAUGCUUCUAACAUCUAAAAAUGAAACAUGACAUUUGAAUGAAAUAUCAAUUUAUUUACAAAAGGUUGAAU